Messenger RNA from Anopheles bellator, 2828 nucleotides. RefSeq lists its product as uncharacterized. The record is from RefSeq and is a predicted model, not a curated record. Gene Ontology annotation, biological process: proteolysis. Bases 36 to 2789 code for a protein of 917 amino acids. The transcript is spliced from 11 exons. Lineage: Eukaryota; Metazoa; Arthropoda; Insecta; Diptera; Culicidae. Gene Ontology annotation, molecular function: serine-type endopeptidase activity.
GCGAUCAGUUCUCGCGUGAGCGUGGCGCAGUGAUAAUGGCCCUCCGGUCAGUGCUGAUUGCCUUGGCUGUGUUCGCAAAGUGUUCGGCGGUACUGUUUCCGGUUCGUCCGAAUUUACCCGAAGAUGCCGAGGGCAUGAUGAUGCCGGACGAUCGGAUAGCGAUAGAUGACUGUCACAUGCGGUACUUCAAGUACGGAGGUCAGGGACUGGUCGCUCCGGCCUACGGGCAGCCGGCCCUGUUGCGGGAGUUCGCCCACAUCGCGGCCAUCGGUUGGACGCGGGCCGACGGUACGGUGGACUGGAACUGCGGUGGAUCGUUGAUCUGGGAAAACUGGGUCCUGACGGCGGCGCACUGUGUCGCCGAUGAUGAAGACAUCGCCCCGGACGUGGCCCGGUUCGGUGACCUGAACAUCUACAGCAACGAGGACGAUCAGUACGCGCAGCAGUUACGCAUCGUCGACAUCAUCCGGCACACGCAGCAUCGGUUCAGUGCCAAGUACUACGACGUGGCGCUGCUUAGGCUCGAAAAGAACAUCACCGUCCACGAGACGGUGGCUCCGACGUGCCUGUGGCUCGACGAUGAGGUGCGCUUCCCGAAGCUCUGGUCGGCCGGCUGGGGUAGAACCGGUUUCGGUGAGGCCAAGACGGACGUUCUGCUGAAAGUAGCGCUCACCCCGAUGAGCAAUCAAAACUGCUCCCGGUUUUACACCGCAGCCGAGCGUGGGCUGCGCAACGGGCUCCAUGCGCACCACUUGUGCGCGUUCGACGAUAAAAUGGACACCUGUCCGGGUGACUCAGGCGGACCGCUGCACGUGAAACUGCUGCACAACGCCAAGAUGAGUCCGUUCCUCGUGGGCGUUACAUCGUUCGGCAAGCCCUGCGGUCAGGCAAACCCGGGUGUCUACGCCCGGGUAUCACAGUUCGGCACCUGGAUCAUGGAGACCCUGCGGAAGCACGAUCGUUUCAUCACACCGGACCUGUUCGAGCCGUGGUCUUGCGCGCUACGUUACGUGCAUGUGCGUGAGUACGAGGACGAUGUGGUCGUUUCGCGACAGAACAACUUUGAAACGUACAACAGCGACAACGCUCACCUGACGACCGGCGAAAGCCGUCAGCGGGUGACCGUCCAGUGGCCGGCGACCCUGCUGCCAGCCCGAACCAACUGCUCCGGCGUACUGUUCGAGCCGAACGCCGUAGUGACGCUGGCCGACUGUGCCAGCUAUAUGGGUGCCAAUCCAUCGAGAGUCAUCCUGUCGAACAACCGGUACCUGGAGGUCAAGGAAACCGUGGUGCACCCAAGCUACCGACGUACGGGCGACACGUACUACAACAACAUUGCCGUACUGAAGCUGGUGGCGGACGCCUCCAUACUGCCCGCCUGUGGCUGGUACAAGGACACUCUGCCGGAUCCACAAUUCGAGGUGCUCGGUGUGGGCCGUGCCGAUCUGACGCCCUACAACCGCGACUCACCGGUGAAGGGAUUAGAUCCUCGACAGAUCUCGCUGUCACCACGGGCAACCUACCGACCCAACGCCGACUGCCGAUUGGCUGAGCAGUACCGGACCCAGCUCACCCGGGGCCUUCAGCCGGAGCACCUAUGCUUCUCGAACGUCCCGUUCGUCGUCCCGGGAACUUGCCAGCAGCGUCCGGGCGGGCCGAUCGAGCGGGAAAUAUGGCGAUUCGAGCGGUACUUCAACUACGUGUACGGCAUUAAUCUGUUCGGUCGUGACUGUGGCUUCGGCGAGCCGGCUGUAGCGGUACGGCUCAGUGGACAUCGAGCGUGGCUCGAGUCGGUCCUGCUUUCAAACGGCCGCCAACCAUCGACGUCGGUCGCAACAAGCCACCAAAGUACCGACUCCGUGGUGUUCAUCAACCCAGACCUACACCUGUCCGAUCGCUGCCGGUACGCUGGCGGUGGGGAAGGUGUGUGCGUGGAGCAUAGCCGAUGCCCCGGAAUCCGGCAACGCGUUCAGCAGAACCUUUCGGUGAUCUUCUGCUCCAGUGGAUCCAUUGUGUGCUGUCCGAGCGAAGACCUCCAGCCAGCGGCCAACGACGACGAGAUCACGAAGGAGCUGGACGACUGCGAACAGCGAUACCAGCACCUUCGCCGGGAGCGCCAGCAAAAGUGGAAAGGAUUCCAGCCCCUCGAAAACCGACUGUCCCAUGUGGCCGAGAUCGGAUGGGAAAACGGACAGCAGAUAGAGUUCCGCUGCAUGGCCUAUCUGAUCAGCACGCAGGGCGUAGUAACGGCCGCCUCGUGUCUGUUGAAGCAAAAGGUAGAGCCAUCGGUUGUACGACUGGGAGGCGUCUGGUCUCACGCGAAAUCGGACAUCGCCAUCGUCAGGAUCGGACAGCUCGAGAUUCACCCGGAGUUCAACGAAACCUCGUUCGAGAAUAACAUAGCCCUGUUGAAGCUGACGACACCGAUCACUCCGACCGUGACCAUGUUUCCCGGGUGCGUUUGGCAGAAUGAGACACACACCCCCGUUGAGUUGGGUAUCGCCGGUAGAGGAGAACUGGAACCGAUCUAUCCGAUGUACCGCAGUGACUGCAACGAUCGGUUCUCGAAUCCGUUUCCGAUACCGCAAGUGACUUGUAUGACACCCGGCGCAGGUGAGCAUUGCUACAACGCUGGUGCCCCGAUCGUUUGGCAGAAGUAUGCUGGAACUAACCUGUUCACCGAAUAUCUGGUGAACAUGUACAGCCACGGGCGGUGCAAUGCAACGUCGCCGCGCAUAGUGCACCGUAUGGCGGUGUACGUUGAUUGGUUUAAAGAAGUUCUCAAGUAACGGGAAGGUGUGCAGAAAGCUUCGACUGUCGAUAUAACU